AUGCAGCCGCGUAAAGUUCGUAAUAACGACUCCAGUUCGGAAGAUGAACCUGUGUCGGUGACAGAGACACCUGUGGCUCCGGUGCUUAUGUCUCAAACUCAGUUAGCGUCGCUCCUGGCCGCCUUCUCUUCGGCGCAGGCCGAGGCGAACCAGAAGCUCGUCGAGUCACUACUGACAUCGCACUCAGGGACGCCGCCCAGUGUGAACUCCGUCGCUACACCGUCAUCUUAUUCUGGGAAUCUCGUCAAAUGCACCUCGCGCUUCGAUGGUUCGUCGGAGUAUCCGGAGGCGGUCGAAGCAUUCAUAGACGCUGUCGAGAUGUUUAUGGAUUGCGCUUCGGUCAGCGAUGAGAUGGCACUUCGUGGACUCCCCAUGUUAUUAAAUGGGCAAGCAGCAGUUUGGUGGCGUGGCAUCCGUCAUGAAGUCACGUCAUGGUCAGAGGCAGUCAAGCGCCUGCGUUCGAUGUAUGGCAUACCACGGCCACCGUACAAACUGUACAGAGAUGUUUUCGCUGCUGAGCAAGGGUUGGAACGCGCCGACGUUUUUAUCGUAAGAGUACGAUCUCUGUUGGCGAAACUGCCUUAUCAGUUACCAGAGGAAGCGAGACUGGAUAUGAUUUAUGGUCUACUUCACAAGAGAAUCAGGAAGCGGUUACCAAGAGACGCUGUGAGUGAUAUUGAAUCACUGAUAGAAAAAUCUCGCAGCAUAGAAGAAUCGUUGUCGGAGAACUCCACGUCACCGUCGUCGUCGUGUUUACCUACGAAGGCUCCCCUCGCGCUCAGCGAGAGCGCGCAGCAACACGUCGCUCCGGGAUCGAGUUCGACGCCGUCGCCGUCGCCGUCGCCGCCGGUUCGCACUGCCCGCGCCCCGCGAGCGAACUCGCCGCGUAGUGAUCAGUGUGUGAGCAAAAGUGAUAACAGUGAUAAGAAGUUGUUCUGCGUGUAUUGUAAGGGACGAGGACACGUACGGGACUCAUGUGAUAAGCUAAGUAAACGUUCUCUUUCUACUAACUCUGGCACUGUUUGCUAUAAUUGUGGUGAAAAAGGCCACGUUAGAGUUAAUUGUCCUAAAGGUAAACAAGGUAGUGCCGGAGAUAGUAACACAAAUGUUAAGAUAGAAAAUGUGUUUUCUUCAGUGUAUAUAGAUAGUAAGAAGUCAUGUUCGGAUUUUGUUAACGAUAAUAAUAAGCAGGGUCGGCCUAUCGUGCGCGUGUGUGUGGGGGGAUAUCAGGGUACCGCGUUGUUAGAUACCGCCGCGCGUCGUAGUAUUGCGAGUUAUUCACUUUAUUCCUUACUGAAACGUAUUGGUUCAGACUUUCGCGCCGAAACGAUGUCGUUGAAGCUUGCGGACGGUAUUGUUAGGAAUAGUGAUGUGCUACUGACGAUAUGCGCUUCAGUGAAUGUACUGAGGACGGAUGAGGGCGCUAUGUUAUCGGGGUCGGAAAGGUCGACGUUGGAGAAUCUUUUAGGUGAGUACUCCGAUACUUUUGAUAUAGUAGGAGAACCUACACCAUUUGCGGAACACCACAUAGAUACCGGCGACCAUCCGCCUAUUGCUUUACCCCCGUAUCGCCUUACACCUGCCAAGAAGGAGAUCAUGCGCGCCGAGUUAGACAAGAUGUUAGCUGAGGACGUGAUCGAGGAGUGUGAAUCCGCCUGGGCGGCGCCGUGCGUCUUAAGGCUCAUAGACCGUUUCAGAUCAGGGUCUACACUUAGUGGUAGGACUAUUUUGGGUUAUUUGGAUGACCUGCUGGUCAUUUCGGAGGACCUGGAGUCCCAUAUAGCAGAUUUGCGUGCGGUAUUCGAGCGUCUCCGUAUGUACAAGCUCCGAGCAAACCGAGAGAAGUGUGUGUUUGCCAGAGACCGGCUCAAGUACCUUGGCCACGUGAUCUCUCAUGAUGGUAUAUCUCCAGACGAAGAGAAGGUAAGUGCUAUUUUAGAGAUGAAGGAACCGACAACUCUCCAGCAACUUCGCACCUUCCUCCAAACUUGCUCUUGGUUCCGCAAGUUUAUCCCAGAGUUUGCCAAGGUGGCUGAACCUCUUACGCGUCUAACAAAAAAGUCACAGACCUGGAAAUGGGGUAAGGACCAAACUAGCGCUUUUAUACAGCUCAAGACUCUUUUAGCUUCACCCCCCAUUCUGACCCAGCCGGACUACUCAAGACCUUUCAUCCUUAGAACGGACUCCAGCGAUUUCGCUUUAGGUGCAGCCUUACUCCAGGGGGAGUCACCACAAGAUGAACAUCCUAUCGAGUACGCUAGUCGUCUCCUUACGCCGGCAGAACGGAACUACUCCACCACUGAGAGGGAGGCGUUGGCCGUUGUCUGGGCAGUGGAGAGAUUCCGUGGCUACGUCGAUGGUCAUCAGGAUGGUCCGUAUGUAGUCUCCAGGAAGGUGAGUCCCACUACAUUUGCUCUUACCUCACAGAAGACUGGUGAAGUUGUUGGCAAUUAUCACAUGUCGGAUCUGCGUAGAUACCAUGACAGAGGUGGUGAGUGUCCGGAGCCUGUUGUUCCGAAGCGCCGCAGAGGUCGCCCGCGGAAAGUCCAACCGUAG
This is a messenger RNA of Arctia plantaginis, 2556 nucleotides long. Lineage: Eukaryota; Metazoa; Arthropoda; Insecta; Lepidoptera; Erebidae. The record is from the annotation of a GenBank genome assembly.